CUUUUAUUUGCGCCAUUUUGGAUGAGGGCACUUUCUCGGCUGGAUGUGUAUUGUCUGUCAAGAGAAGAAUGGGACACGGAAGCAUGUCGUUAUUAACAUAGGGACGUUUUCCCAAGAUUAUUAGACAUGUCUUUUUCCUUUACUUGAACACGUGUCUCCCCUCUCCAAUCUUUAAAUCGUCACAUGAGGCAAGGAACGUGUGUGUUUCUGCUUGCUGAGCAGAGGAAGGAGGAGAGCCCGUUUCGGCGAGGGAAACCAACGGAGGGGUGACUGAUUCUACUGACUCGACUCGACUCUCUCCUCCAAUUCGGACCUCACCUGUACGGAUAUCGGCAACUGAGCGGGCAGGGGGGAGUACUGGAAGGGUCACUCCAUCGCUUCGGUCGUCCCCGCCGGGGUGACGCUCUCCACUCAAAACGCCAGACGCGGAUGUAAGAGCAGGCCACCAGAAUGUUUCAGCUCCCUGUCAACAACCUGGGCAGCCUACGCAAAGCUCGGAAAAAUGUUAAGAGGGCUCUGGGAGACAUCGGCUUGGAGUACUGCAGAGAUCAUCUUGAGGACUUUAAAGCCUAUACCCCCCCAGAGGUGUAUAUAAAGCACACGUCUUGGGAGGAUGUGUGCAUGUGGGAGCCAUCGCAUACCAAAGUCCAGGACUACAGAUCCAAACCUUUCUGCUGCUCCGGUUGCCUCUUCUCAUCCAAAUAUUUCUCAGCGUACAAGAGCCACUUCCGCAAUGUCCACAGCGAAGACUUUGAGAACAACAUCCUGCUUAACUGCCCCUACUGCACAUACAACGGGAACAAAAAGAGCCUGGAGACGCACAUCAAACUUUUCCACAUGCCCAGCAACAACACCAUGCGCCAGGGUCCCGGCGCCAUGCUGGGCGUCGCCAGUGGUCUCAUGAAUAAGGAUGGCCUCCUAAAGAGGCCAGGGGACAGCAUUGAACAGGCCGUUUACUACUGUAAAAAGUGCACCUAUCGGGACCCUCUGUACAAUGUGGUGCGAAAACACAUCUACAGGGAACACUUCCAGCAGGUGGCUCAGCCUUACAUCGCAAAACCAGGAGAGAAGACAAACACUGCCAAUGGCAGUCCCACCACAAAAGCGGACGGUAUCGGCGCACACAGUGCUACGAGUCAUCAGAUCCACUGCAAGAAGUGUCUCUUUGUCCCAAGGACCUAUGAGGCACUUGUUCAACACGUCAUCGAGGACCAUGAGAGGAUUGGCUACCAGGUGACUGCCAUGAUUGGCCACACCAGCGUGAUCGUCCCGCGGCCUAAACCUAUCCUGCUGAUGCCCCCGAAAACACACGGAGACAAGACCAUAAUUGGCAUGGGUCCGAAGGGGGCCGUCAUGGCCACCAGCAGGCCAUCGGCUUCUCAGCCGAUGGCCCGGGUUGCCACCACAUCAAAGCCGAGCUUCAUUUCUCAAAGUCUCCUCGCCGGGAAUAAACAUGAGUCAGUCGGCUUAAAGUCAGGGACCAACCAGCCAUUCUGUUUCGCAGGCCAACAGGCAAAGCCCAUCCUGCCGGCGAACGCCCAGGUUUCUCUGCAGCCACACUCGGCAAAACAUCACUUCUCCGGAGGCAGUCUGCGGAGCCCGGUAGUGGUCAGCGCCGUGUCCUCCCUCAAGUCCAACCCCCUGGGUUCACGAGUCCAGGCGGCGGCCACCACCUUUGCAUCAAUCACCGCCAAGAAAAGUGGCUCGUCUGUCCUCAGCACAUCUUGCACCCAGAAGUGGAAAAUUUGCACCAUUUGCAAUGAGCUCUUCCCAGAGAACGUUUACAGUUCUCACUUUGAGAAAGAGCAUAAAGCCGAGAAGGUUCCUGCCGUGGCCAAUUACAUCAUGAAGAUUCACAACUUCACCAGCAAGUGUCUCUACUGCAACCGCUAUCUCCCCAGCGAUACCUUGUUGAACCACAUGCUCAUACACGGCUUGUCCUGCUCACACUGCCGCGCCACCUUCAAUGACGUGGAGAAGAUGGUGGCUCAUAUGCGUCUGUCGCAUCCAAACGAGCCGGUGGGCCCUCGCACCGAUUCGCCCCUGACCUUCGAUCUCACCCUGCAGCAGGGCAAUCCAAAGAACGUUCAGUUGAUUGUGACUACCUACAACAUGAAAGAUGCCCCAGAGGAGUCCGUGGCUUUUCAUGCACUUAACACAUCCAUAUCGCCUUCCCUGUCCACCUCCCUGCUGUCAGCCAAGAGGUUGUUGUCUCACCACCCACCUAAAAUACACUCGGGUGUACCUGACAGUGCAUCUCUCAAGAAUGUCCCACAAACGUCUGUACCAUACAAGAGGGACGUGGGAAAGACCCUCUGUCCCCUGUGCUUCUCCAUCCUCAAGGGCCCCAUCUCGGACUCUCUGUCCCACCAUUUAAGAGACAAGCAUCAAGUCAUUCAGACUGUCCACCCGGUAGAGAAGAAACUAACCUAUAAGUGUAUUCACUGCCUUGGUGUAUACACAAGUAACAUGACUGCCUCCACCAUCACCUUACACUUGGUGCACUGUCGAGGUGUAGGCAAGUCCCACAAUGGACAAGAUAAGUCCGCUCAUGCCUCCCGAAUCAGUCAGGGGCUGGGCAGCGCCGUGAAACGAGCCGCCCUCGAAAGUACUGAUGCUAGUCCACCAAAAAAGAAGAGGCGAGGACCUCCUGGGGAGAGAGCACACCCGAGAGAUAUGAACGGUUCAUUUGACGAAAACCCUGAGGACCCCAUCGCCCUUGCCCUCGAUCCCAAAGGACUUCAAAACGAGUCGUACGAAUCGAGAAAGGCGUUUCUCACUCGAUAUUUCAAUCGAGUGCCCUACGUCACGCAGCGAGAGGUUGAGAAGCUGGCGGCUGGUCUGUGGCUGUGGAAGUCGGACAUCACGAGCCACUUUGUCAACACGCGCAGAAAAUGUACGCAGGAAUGCGAAAGCCACAACCCUGGCGUCUUACUCGGAUUCAGCAUGCACGAAGUUGGCCAAGUGAGCCACGGGCUGACGUUGGACACGGUCAGCGGCUCAUGCCAGAGCCAACCAGGCCAAAGGCGCACGUCCAGGACGCGCUUGGGACUGUCAGAACGAGCCCGCCAAAGGCGCAAGGAGUUGGUCGCUGCGAAUGGCGGCGCCGGGAUCGUCAAGGGUUUUACUCCCCAACUGAACUUCACCACAGACCAAACCGAGACAAUCAACAGCGUCCUACUGCACAAAACGCCCGUAGGCCCCACCGAGCCCAUCGCCAUCGACUCCGACAGUGAAGACGACGUCCAGCGGGAGUCGUCACGAGCGCUCAGUCACGCUCCAGGAACUGAGGAGAGAACGGAGCUCACGGCGGGGGCCACGGUUGCAUCAGACCUACAAGACGCGUUUGAAGACGACGAUGAGGAUGACGACGACGAUGACGAUGAUGACGACGACGAGGAUGAAGGGGUGCACUUUGAGAACGGCUUUGGGCCCACUGAGGCAGCCACAGGAAGGGAUGCGCUCCCCAUUAUUAUUCCCAAAUUUGUACCCUCGUCUGCUCGGCGGGGUGGCGACGGAGCACAGCUGGGUAAGCAGCAGCAGGUCUGACUACAAAGACCUGCAGCCCCACACCAACAAAUCUGCCUCACCUGGACCCAAGGAUCACACAAAGGAACUCCAAACAAGCCAUCCAACGACAUUAGGAUUUACUCGACAGCACUGGACAAUGUGCCAGCUUCAAAGAGUACACCCUGAGUUUUUAGCAAACUAGACUAACUAAAUAUUAAGUAUUUUGGCUUACACCAACCAAAAGGCUUUAGCAUUGAUUUAGCCACUGGAUUUGUAAACAUGACAAGAUGAUCCAUCUUUUUUUGUCUUAGUUUUUCUGAAAAGUUGUAAAUUUGUACAGUCUUUGACGCGUUUGGACAGAUGUUGCCGUACAUCUUCUCUUGGAUAUUUGCGAUAAAGUCAAAGGUAGACAUCACUCUGCUUCAUGAUAGGUGUUGCUUUGGUGGCUGGUCUUUUCUUAUAUGUUAAUUUUAUUUUUUAACGAUAAGUAAUUCUUCUUUUGCAAAAUAAGAUAUGAAUAAAUAAUUCUGUUAAAUUGGUCAUUUUAUUUUAGCACAGAGCUGUUCUCGUUUGAGGAGAUUACAGUAUUUUUGCAGCUUUGUGCUUAUUAGCCAUGACUGCAGUCUAUUGCUGUUUUUAGCAUUACCUGUUAUCUUCGCUCCUCCCCCACUCACACAUAAACAACUGAUGACUGGAUGGUAACAUCACAUUUAAAAUAUAUAUAUUUACCUCAUGUUUCUUUAAUUCAUGUGUGUUUGUUUUACACAAGUUUAUUUUCCACUUGCUUAUUUAAAAAUAAAGUGCUGUGAAUGUUUCUCACAGGAAUGUUGGCCAAA
Molecule: messenger RNA, 4346 nt
Organism: Hippocampus zosterae (dwarf seahorse)
Lineage: Eukaryota; Metazoa; Chordata; Actinopteri; Syngnathiformes; Syngnathidae
Gene: adnpb
Product: activity-dependent neuroprotector homeobox b
Exons: 4
Coding region: 451-3549 (1032 amino acids)
Biological process (GO): regulation of gene expression
Cellular component (GO): nucleus
Molecular function (GO): DNA binding
Source: RefSeq, a predicted model, not a curated record